AUGGAGCCACUACUUCUGUUACUACUGGUAUUGCUACCAGUCAUUGUACUUGCACGAUAUGCGUUCACCUAUGGUCACAGAAUCAGCUCCAUGCCCCACGGUCCCUCUACUUUGCCCUUCAUCGGAAAUAUCCAUCAAAUCCCAAAGAAGUAUACCCACAUCAAAUUUACCGAAUGGGCAGCCAAAUAUGGAGGAUUAUACAUGCUCAAGAUUGGAAAUGGCAACAUGGCCGUGAUAACAGAUCGCCGUCUAGUCAAAGAAGUCAUCGAUCGCAAAAGUGGCAUUUACAGCCAUCGUCCGCAUUCCUUUGUAUCGCACGAACUCAUCACCAAGGGCAAUCACCUCCUAGUCAUGCAUUAUGGAGACCAGUGGCGGACCUUCCGGCGAUUAAUUCAUCAGCAUUUGAUGGAGUCUAUGGUGGACAGUCAACACCUCGAAAUUGUCAAUGCUGAAGCCAUCCAACUGGUGCAUGAUUAUAUGGUUGACCCCGAGCAUCAUAUGUCUCACCCCAAGCGUUUCAGUAAUAGCAUUACCAACUCGAUCGUUUUUGGUAUACGGACAGCCAGUAAAGACGGAUCUAACAUGCGACGUCUUUACAAACUCAUGGAAGAAUGGUCGGAGGUAAUGGAAACCGGAGCAACGCCACCAGUAGACUUGUUUCCCUGGAUGAAACUACUUCCGCAGGCGUUGUUCAGGAAUUACAUCACACGGGCCAAGGCCAUUGGCGUACAGAUGGAGACUCUCUACGAGGAUAUUCUGAGCAAAGUUGUCAAGCGGCGAGAGGGUGGUAUCAACCAGGGCACCUUUAUGGAUCGCGUUCUGGACGGUCAAGAGAAACACAACCUUCCUCCACACCAGCUCGCCUUUAUUGGCGGUGUUCUGAUGGAAGGUGGCUCCGAUACCAGCUCCAGUCUUACACUGGCUAUUGUGCAAGCGUUGAUUCAAAACCCAGAGGUGCAGCAAAAGGCACAUGCCGAGAUUGAUGCUGUCAUUGGACAUGAGCGGUCGCCUGUCUGGGCGGAUCUUGAACGAUUGCCUUAUAUCAACAUGAUUGUUAAGGAAGGACACCGAUGGAGACCAAUUCUUCCACUUUGUUUCCCGCAUGCACUUGGAGAAGACGACUGGAUCGACGGCAAAUUCCUCCCCAAAGGCACAACCGUCGUAAUUAAUACCUGGGGAGUUCAUAUGGAUCCAUCUCAACCAUAUGACCCAGCCGCAUUCAUCCCCGAACGCUUCGCCAAUCACCCCCAACUAGCGCCGGAGUAUGCCGCAGGGUCGUGGGAACGUCGCGAUCACUAUGGAUAUGGAGUUGGACGCCGGAUUUGCCCUGGAAUUCAUCUCGCAGAGCGCAACAUGUUCCUGGCAAUUGCCAAACUGGUGUGGGCGUUUGACUUCCAGCCAGGUGAGGGCCAUAUGGACAGUGAUCCUGUCACUGGGUACCAUAAUGGUUUCCUUUACUGUGCUAAGGAUUAUCCUUGUCGGCCUGUUGUGCGCAAUGAGAUCAUUCGGGAUACUAUUCAGAGGGAGUAUGCUACUGCUACGGAGAAUGUGUUUUCUCGGUUUACCGAGGGGUGA
Molecule: messenger RNA, 1575 nt
Organism: Penicillium nucicola
Lineage: Eukaryota; Fungi; Ascomycota; Eurotiomycetes; Eurotiales; Aspergillaceae
Product: cytochrome P450
Exons: 5
Coding region: 1-1575 (524 amino acids)
Molecular function (GO): iron ion binding; heme binding; monooxygenase activity
Source: RefSeq, a predicted model, not a curated record